Messenger RNA from Cryptomeria japonica (Japanese cedar), 723 nucleotides. RefSeq names its product dirigent protein 2. The coding region runs from base 40 to 555 and encodes 171 amino acids. Lineage: Eukaryota; Viridiplantae; Streptophyta; Pinopsida; Cupressales; Cupressaceae. The record is from RefSeq and is a predicted model, not a curated record. The transcript has a single exon.
GGCAAGCAUACGGAGAUAGUUUUUUCCCUGGCACGUAGAAUGGCUUCUUACAUGAUGUUUUCCCUCUUGCUUGUGUUCAUUUCAAUCGGUACUGGAAGUGGGAGCGAAAUUACUGAAACCCACAUGGUUUUCUACGUACACGACACCUUCACUGGAAAGAAUGCAACAGCAAUGAUAGCGGCAGGAGUGAAUGGGUCUUCUACAAAUGUCGCCAAAUUUGGAGCUACUGUGGUGGUGGACGACCUUGUUACUGAGCAACGACAAAAGGACUCUAAAAUGCUUGGCAAAGCCAAAGGAGCAUAUAUCAAUGCAGAUGCGAGUGGAGUUAAUGCUGCUGCCUCACUCCUAUGGACUAUUGCUUUUGAGGCUGCUGAUGACAGUUAUGACUCACUUCAGCUGCAGGGAGUAGAUAGUUUCUUUAGGUCCCCCCGGGAAGUAUCUGUAGUUGGAGGCACUGGAAAAUAUAGGUUUGCCCGUGGUUAUGCCGUUGUCAGUACUGAAUAUUUUGAUGGUAUGGAUAGUGUUCUUAAAUUUGAAGUUACAACCCGGGCAUAGAGGAUUUUUGAGAGACAAUUGAUGCAGUCAUGGUUGUGAGAGUGUUUUUUUUUCAGUAACUUAGUUAAUGAAUAAUGGAUUUAUAAGAAGAGUUUUGAUGCAAGGGUGGUUGUAAAGCACAUAGAGCUAUUGCAUGGUUGAAAUAAUGAUCUUUGAUAUUUGUGUGAA